Messenger RNA from Xiphophorus maculatus (southern platyfish), 1340 nucleotides. RefSeq names its product dual specificity protein phosphatase 13-like. NCBI's taxonomy places the organism in Eukaryota, Metazoa, Chordata, Actinopteri, Cyprinodontiformes, Poeciliidae. Gene Ontology annotation, cellular component: cytoplasm. Bases 166 to 801 code for a protein of 211 amino acids. The transcript has 3 exons. Gene Ontology annotation, molecular function: protein tyrosine/serine/threonine phosphatase activity; MAP kinase phosphatase activity. The record is from RefSeq and is a predicted model, not a curated record. Gene Ontology annotation, biological process: negative regulation of MAPK cascade; protein dephosphorylation.
UGUCAAGAGAGAGAAAAAGAGCGAGAGAAUCACAUGUGAACAGACUAAUCAAUCCACCAGCAACAUUAAAUAACUCCUAACGUCCCGCCAGCAAGAGCACAUUGAAAACACCGGGCUAAUUUUGGAGCGGGGCUGAGCGCCACUCAAUAAAUCAACCAGCUGCUCAUGCCUCUCAGAGGCAGUGGGCUGUGGCAUCAGGGGGCAGCGCAGGCGUCUGCUCAGAGCCGGAUUCUGCACGCAGGAAGAAUGUCGAGGAACGGCCAGCGACAGAACCUGGUGGUCAUCAAGGAACUUGAGCUCAUCUUGGACUCCUGCACGCUGGAACUCACACCUGUGGAUGAAGUCUGGCCCAACUUGUACAUAGGAAAUGUGGCUGUUGCACAGAACAAAAGGAGAUUACAUAAGCUUAGCAUCACUCAUGUUCUGAACGCAGCACACUCCAAGCAGGGCAGCAUCGGUGACCAGAGCUUUUAUGGGAACACGUGUGUUUACUUUGGCAUCCCAGCGGAAGACUCAGACCACUUUGACCUCAGCCAAUACUUUAAAUCUGCUACUGACUUCAUUCAUAAAGGCCUGAAAAGCAAAGAUGGGAAUGUGUUAGUCCACUGCAUCAUGGGUGUGAGUCGAUCAGCCACUUUGGUCCUGGCCUACCUCAUGCUGAGGCAUCGUUUUUCACUAAGAGAUGCUCUGAGACAGGUUGUCAAAAAACGGGCCAUUUAUCCCAACCGGAACUUCCUGACACUUCUCCUGAAGCUGGACGAAGAGCUGACUCAAAAAAGGACGCUGUGCCCUGUUCUCUGACGUCGCUCUCUCCGUUUUAAUCAGUCCUUGGUUUCUCAUGAGCUCAGCGUGCUGCACUCCAACGAAAUCACUUUAUAGAGGGGCUGUAAAUAGUGUAUUUGUGUAAACCAUAGGAAAACAUUUAGAGUCUCUAUUCUAUUUUAUUUUUUCUUUAUUUUUGCACUUUAUGAAUAUGUCGUUGUAAUUUCUAGGUCCCACAACAUGUUAUAUGUAAUUACUGUUCAUGUCUGUCAACCCAAAUAUUCUUAUCUAUUUCUAUGUUAAUCACUGAACUCCAAAAUUAAAAGAAAAGUAUCACCACACCAAGAUGCUAAUAACUAUUGAUUAAUCAGCUUGAACAUGUAUUUCUGUGUGCUCUACUUUACAUCUCGGACCAAAUAGAUAACGCUGCCUUAAUUUAUGAAUUGAACGCCCUUCUUAUGUUAAAUUAUUGUUUGUUUCUCAUUUAUUCAGCUGUUCCUUUGUUCUUUGAUGCAGUAAAAUACCUUUUAAUGAAUCCCAAUGGCAAAAUGAACAAAUAAAAUAGAUUUUACAAUUAA